UGGAGCCCAGAGGGCUCCGCUGGCAAUAAAAGCAGGUGCCUUGAGGGCCAGGCUUGGGGUGGCACGGACCCAGAGGCGGGAGUCCCUCUGAAGCGCAGGUGCGUGCACAGUCUUGGUUCACAGACGCGGAGGAUACGACCUGCCUGGUGACCCUAGGACUUUGCUCUGCUCCUCGGCAGGAAUCUGCCUGGAACUCGUGUCUCUGGAGAACCCAUCCAUCAUGAGACGCCCGGCUGUCCUCCUCGCCAUGGCUCUGGCCGCCCUCCUGGCUCCAGCAGUGGCGGCGCCCGUCCGCCAGCUGAGCUCCCGGAACAAGCUGCUCCUGGUGUCCUUCGAUGGUUUCCGCUGGAACUACGACCAGGACGUGGACACCCCCAACCUGGAUGCCAUGGCGCUCGAAGGGGUGAAGGCUCGCUACAUGACCCCGGCCUUCAUCACCUUGACCAGCCCCUGCCACUUCACCCUGGUCACUGGCAAGUACGUCGAGAACCACGGGGUGGUGCACAACAUGUUCUACAACACGAGCAGCAAGCUGAAGCUGCCCUACCACACCACGCUGGGCGUCCAGGGGUGGUGGGACAAUGGCAGUGUACCCAUCUGGGUCACGGCCCAGAGGCAGGGCCUAAAGACCGGCUCAUUCUUCUACCCCGGCGGGAAUGUCACCUACCAAGGCGAGGCCGUGACGCUGAGCCGGAAGGAAGGCUUCCUGCACAACUACAAGGAUGAGGCGGAGUGGAGGGCCAACAUUGACACGGUGAUGGAGUGGUUCACGCAGGAGGGCCUGGACCUCGUCACGCUCUACUUUGGGGAGCCAGACUCCACGGGCCACAGGUACGGCCCGGAGUCCCAGGAGAGGAAGGAGAUGGUGAUGCAGGUGGACAGGACGGUGGGCUACCUCCGGGACCGCAUCAGGCUCAGUGGCCUGGAGAGCAGCCUCAACCUGAUCAUCACGUCCGACCACGGCAUGAGCACGGUCAACAAGAACGCCAGCGACCUCGUGGAGCUCCACAAGGUCUCCAACUUCUCCUUCAAGGACAUCGAGUUCGAGCUCCUAGACUACGGACCCAACGGCAUGCUGCUCCCCAAGGAAGGGAUGCUGGAGAAGGUGUACGAGGUCCUCAAGGAUGCCCACCCCCGGCUCCACGUCUACAAGAAGGAGAACUUCCCCAAGUCCUUCCACUAUGCCAAUCACCCCAGGGUCACCCCCCUGCUCAUGUACAGCGACCUUGGCUACGUCAUCCACGGGAGAGUGAACGUGCAGUUCAACAAUGGGGAGCAUGGCUUCGACAACAAGCUCAUGGACAUGAAGACCAUCUUCCGGGCCACGGGCCCCAGCUUCAAGAGGGGCCUGGAGGUGGAGCUUGACAGCGUCCACGUGUACGAGCUCAUGUGCCGGCGACGCGGCCCCAGCACCUCCGUGGACCACGCCCCCCCUCCACGGUGCACCCCCUGCCCUCCCCCCUGCACCCACGCGCCCCAGGCGGCUGCAGGCGGUGUGUGUCUGCACAGCCGCGACCAGGGUGCCCCGCCAGCUGCUUGA
Messenger RNA from Vicugna pacos (alpaca), 1540 nucleotides. Lineage: Eukaryota; Metazoa; Chordata; Mammalia; Artiodactyla; Camelidae. The record is from RefSeq and is a predicted model, not a curated record.